UGUGAGUGGCAAGAGGUGUGCAGUGAAGCUGCCUGCCAAAGAGAGGUCUUAUUAGGACCAUCUUCCCAGGUCUGCAACCAUCUCUGCAAGUCACCGAGUGGCUCUGUCCUCAGCGCAUUGCAACACUCCCGAAAUGCCUUUGUUCGGCUGGAUGAAGUGGCCCCGCGGGGAGCCGGAGCGGGUGGAAGCAGAGCACGAAGAGGGCAGCACCAAACCGCCAGGGCCGGGUCCCGGCUGCACGCUGAUGCGUGAGCUGCUGUGGCACGUGGAGGAGCGCGAGCGGCUGGCCCGCCAGGUGGAGCUGCGAAACCGUCUGGCCCACAGCACACUGGGGUACCACUGGCUGCAAAGCUACGCCAGCCUGCGGUCUCUGAUACCCCCAUCAGAGCGGCGGCAGCUAGAGCACCUUUGUGCACAAAUCCAGCCAGCACAAACAGCCACUGUACUCUCCAGGUUCCGUGAGGUGCUUGCAAGCAACAACAUUCUCCCCUGGGAGCUGGUGUACGUCUUCAAACAGGUGCUGAGGGAUUUUCUAGACAAGGACGCAGAAGACGACGAAGACCAGCCCCAACCGCAGCCCAUGGAGGCCUGGACCAACCGCUACCAAAUGAAACAGGGUUUUGUCACACCCACGGUGCCCGACUGCAGCGAUCAGCAGCGGGAGGAGAUCCCCACCAUCUCGAGCUACGUGGACCGCAGCAUGCGCGGCGCUCUUCCUUACGCCGCCCACAGGGACUGGGACCUGCCCUACUACUACCCCGCGCCGUGCCGCUGCCCCGAGGCCUACAGCACCACGCUGUGA
This is a messenger RNA of Scleropages formosus (Asian bonytongue), 802 nucleotides long. It is a transcript of the gene rd3l, whose product is annotated as RD3 like. Lineage: Eukaryota; Metazoa; Chordata; Actinopteri; Osteoglossiformes; Osteoglossidae. The coding region runs from base 134 to 802 and encodes 222 amino acids. The transcript has 3 exons. The record is from RefSeq and is a predicted model, not a curated record.